AUGAAGAAAAGCGUGAUUUCAAUGGCGUUGGCAGUUGGAUUGGUCACGGGAUUUCCUGAUUUGGGAUAUCUGGGAGAGGCCAAUGCAGCUAACAUUGCUCCAUCACUACCAGAUGUAUCGGUUUUGAUUUCAGGGCCACCGAUCAAAGAUCCCGGGGCAUUGUUGAGAUACGCAUUGCCUAUCAACAACAAAGCUAUCAGGGAAGUUCAGAAGCCGCUGGAGGAUAUUACCGAAAGUCUGAAGAUUGCUGGUGUGAAAGCCCUUGAUUCUGUUGAGAGGAAUGUUAGGCAGGCUUCGAGGGCUCUCCAGCAAGGCAAGACUUUGAUUGUUGGAGGCCUUGCAAAGUCAAAGGCUGAUGAUGGGAUUGCAUUGCUUGACAAAUUGGAAUCGGGAUUGGAUGAGCUUCAAAAGAUUGUGGAGGAUAGAAAUCGUGAUGCGGUUUUAUCCAAGCAGAAGGAAUUACUUAACUAUGUUGGAGGUGUUGAAGAGGACAUGGUCGAUGGCUUUCCGCAUGAAGUGCCUGAAGAAUACAAAAACAUGCCAUUGCUAAAGGGGAGAGCAACUGUGGAUAUGAAAGUCAAGGUCAAGGACAAUCCUAACCUGAAUGAUUGUGUAUUUCGUAUAGUUUUGGACGGUUAUAAUGCUCCUGUGACUGCUGGGAAUUUUGUGGAUUUGGUCGAAAGGCACUUCUAUGAUGGCAUGGAGAUACAAAGAGCUGACGGCUUUGUGGUACAAACGGGAGAUCCCGAAGGACCUGCUGAGGGCUUUAUUGAUCCUAGCACAGAAAAAACCCGUACAAUCCCAUUGGAAAUUAUGGUCAAUGGAGAAAAGGCACCUUUCUAUGGGGAAACUCUGGAAGAGCUUGGUCUGUACAAGGCUCAAACAAGGCUUCCAUUUAAUGCAUUUGGAACCAUGGCCAUGGCUCGAGAGGAGUUCGAGAACAAUUCUGCCUCAAGCCAAGUGUUUUGGCUAUUGAAAGAAAGUGAACUCACUCCUAGCAAUGCCAACAUACUGGACGGCCGCUAUGCAGUAUUCGGUUACGUGACAGAAAAUGAAGAUUUCUUGGCAGACCUAAAAGUGGGAGAUGUUAUAGAGUCUAUCCAAGUUGUAGCAGGGUUGGAUAAUCUUGUUAAUCCAAGCUACAAAAUUGCUGGUUAG
Messenger RNA from Striga hermonthica, 1158 nucleotides. The record is from the annotation of a GenBank genome assembly. NCBI's taxonomy places the organism in Eukaryota, Viridiplantae, Streptophyta, Magnoliopsida, Lamiales, Orobanchaceae.